AUGUUGCAAUUUAAACUGGUUUUACUAGGCGAUUCAUCAGUGGGUAAAUCGUCUAUCGUAAAUAGAUUCGUCAAGGAUACAUUUGAUGAAUUCCGUGAAUCUACUAUCGGCGCAGCAUUUUUAUCACAAAGUAUCAAGAUUAAGGAUCCAAAGACAAAUCAGGAUGUUAUAAUAAAAUUUGAGAUCUGGGAUACUGCAGGUCAAGAAAGGUAUAAAUCUUUGGCUCCAAUGUAUUAUAGAAAUGCCAAUGCAGCUUUAGUGGUUUAUGAUAUCACAAUAGCAGAUUCUUUAUUGAAAGCUAAAUCAUGGGUAAAUGAAUUAAAAGAAAAAGUAGGAAAUAGUACCGAUGAUAAUGAUAAUGAUAAUGAUAAUAAUAAUAAUAAUAAUAAUCUUGUUAUUCAUUUAGUAGGCAAUAAAUUAGACUUAGUAGAAGAUGAUCCAGAGAUGCGAUCAGUGGCAACUGAAGACGCAGUAAAAUAUUCUACAGAUGAAAAUUUGUUAUUCAAGGAGGUUAGUGCAAAGACUGAUUUCAACAUUAAAGAAGUAUUUCAAACAAUAGGUGAAAAACUUUAUGAAAUUAGGCAAAAAGAAUUAGAUAAUAAUAAUAAUAAACAAAAUAAAGGUGAAAUUAAUAUUAGUUUGCCAAGACCAUCUACGAAUGAUUCAACAUCUUGUUGUAGCUAA
This is a messenger RNA of Arxiozyma heterogenica, 684 nucleotides long. It is a transcript of the gene YPT52, whose product is annotated as Rab family GTPase YPT52. The coding region runs from base 1 to 684 and encodes 227 amino acids. Gene Ontology annotation, biological process: intracellular protein transport. Lineage: Eukaryota; Fungi; Ascomycota; Saccharomycetes; Saccharomycetales; Saccharomycetaceae. The record is from RefSeq and is a predicted model, not a curated record. The transcript has a single exon. Gene Ontology annotation, cellular component: plasma membrane; endomembrane system; endocytic vesicle. Gene Ontology annotation, molecular function: GTPase activity; GTP binding.